UUUCGGAGAAAGUGUGAUGUUUUCCCGGAAGUCAGUUAACAGAAAAUAGCUCAACGAAACCAAAUUGAAGAGGCUUUUCUUCUCUUUCACGUCCAUUUUCAUUCUUCUCCUUCAUUUCAUUCUUGGACGUGUACAAAAUAAAAAAGGAGCAUAUUUUUUCAAGAUUUAACCCAAACCCAUUUAUGAAUUCUCCAAUUUAAAGAAUAUGCAGAGAUGUAUAAGAUAGGGGAUCAAUUUGAAGACGGCAAUCCUUGAAAACCAAUAACUAUCAACAAUAGGAACCUCUCAUCAACGAGGGGCUCGAUUGAGAGGCCUUUAGGUUCGCGGUUGCCUAGUAAAUGAGAGUUGAGUUUGAUGUGAAGAAAUCUAGUAAGGCGGAGUGCAUGAUUGUCAUGUUCCAUUGAUAAACCGUCAGAUUGAACUUCCAAUGUUGAGAUAACAGAGGCGGAUAAUCCACCUAUUGUCAAUCGUUCCUUCAGGGAUAUACUGAAGGACCGAGUGGUCAAAAGCAACAGAGUGUAAAUCUCUUGAAGUUUUUCCUAGGUCGGUUCAAAUCCUGCCUCUACCGCUUGUUUAUUUGUCGUAGACUUAAGAGAAGAGAAAAUAGACUCAUUCAUUUAGCGUACAUGAUAAGGUUUAAGCAAUGAGAUCGUUUAACGUGGAGAAAAGAUGGAUAUUUCCUCUUAUUAUAAGCUCACUUGUGUCUGUUUUCCUUCUUGCAACCGCCUUCGACAUGGGCCUCAUUUCCUCAUUGCAUACGCUCAAUUCUGUCUUCUCAAUUUUCCCAUCCCAUGCUAUGGCAAAUCAAACUAGCUCGUAUUAUGGCGAAGUAAAAGUUCAGCAAGUUCCAAGUCCUCCUCCACCUCCUCCGCCUCCUCCACCACCUUCUCCACCACCACCACCUCCUCCUCCACCGCGUUUUGCUUAUUUGAUAUCCGGAUCGAAUGGUGAUCUAGAUCAACUUUGGAGAACGUUGAAAUCGCUGUAUCAUCCGUGGAAUUAUUACGUCGUUCACCUGGACCUAAAAUCAUCGGCGGAGGAGAGACUAGAACUUGCCUCAAGAGUUGCAAAAGAACCUGUUUUUGUGAAAAUUGGAAACGUGUACGUGAUUAAGAAAGCAAACAUGGUGACCUACCGCGGUCCAACGAUGGUCUCAAACACGCUUCAUGCCGCCUCUAUUCUCCUGAAGAAGUAUAAGCAUUGGGAUUGGUUUAUUAACUUGAGUGCUUCUGACUAUCCCCUGCUAACUCAAGACGAUCUUCUCUACACAUUUUCUCAAUUAAAACGCGACUUUAAUUUCAUCGAGCACACGAGCCGGUUGAGAUGGAAAGAGUCACAAAGGGCAAUGCCGCUUAUUAUAGACCCCGGACUCUAUCAGAAUACUAAGUCUGAUAUAUUUUGGGUGUCACCAAGAAGAACUCUUCCCACAUCAUUUAGACUCUUCACUGGCUCAGCUUGGACGGUCCUCUCGCGUGCAUUUGUGGAGUAUUGCAUAUGGGGUUGGGAUAAUCUUCCAAGGACUCUACUUAUGUACUACUCAAAUUUCGUGUCCUCUCCUGAAGGCUACUUUCAGACUGUUGUAUGCAAUGCCCCUGAAUUUUCAUCAACAGUUAUUAACCAUGACUUACACUAUAUUUCUUGGGAUAUCCCUCCAAAACAACAUCCACACAUUCUAUCACUCAAUGACAUUGGAAAAAUGAUAGCAAGUGGGGCCGCGUUCGCACGCAAGUUCAAGAAAGAUGAUCCGGCUAUGGACAAGAUCGAUCAAGAAUUUCUACAUCGGGGGAAUGGUAGCUUCACGCCGGGUGGUUGGUGCGCGGGAAUUCAAAUGUGUUCGGAAGUUGGGAAUCCGGCAAAGCUUAGACCGGGUCCCGGGGCUCAGAGGCUUCGACGUCUCAUCGAUAGAUUAGUUGACACAGCUAGUCAGAACCAGUGUAAGUAGAUUUUUUUUUGGUUAUACUUUUGCUGGUUCAUGAUCAAAAGAGUAUAAAGUCCAUGGAGAGAUUCUUUUUUGUUAUACUCAUUGUACUAAUUUUGGGUGGUGCUGUUUUUGGAACUACACAAGUCUGGAAAACUGAUUUAUCUUUAAUUUUGACCUCACCUCUAUGAUUUUUAAUUGCCUAUAAUGAAU
Messenger RNA from Lycium ferocissimum, 2131 nucleotides. Its product is annotated as beta-glucuronosyltransferase GlcAT14B-like. The record is from RefSeq and is a predicted model, not a curated record. Gene Ontology annotation, cellular component: membrane. Gene Ontology annotation, molecular function: glucuronosyltransferase activity. NCBI's taxonomy places the organism in Eukaryota, Viridiplantae, Streptophyta, Magnoliopsida, Solanales, Solanaceae. The transcript is spliced from 5 exons. Bases 644 to 1942 code for a protein of 432 amino acids.